AUGGCACCAGUCGCUAUUGAGAAUAGCCCACCUCCUGUGGUCAACAAGCGGGAUGGCCAGGCCCUGGAGGACAUGUCCGAUGCUAUCGAUGAGGUCAACGUCCUCAAAGCCAACAUGAAGAAGGAGCAGGAGGCCAAGGAGGCUCAAGAGAAGGGUCUCUACGAGGAGUCCGAGUUCGACAAGGAAAAAGACAAGGCCGGGUUCCGCCAGUACGAAGACGCUUGCGACCGCGUCAAGAACUUCUACAAGGAGCAACACACCAAGCAGACCGUCGCCUACAACCUCAAGGCCCGCCACGAAUUCGAGACCCAGACCCGUGCCGAAAUGACUAUCUGGGAGGCCAUGGAGAAACUCAACACCCUCAUCGACGAGUCAGACCCUGACACUAGCCUGUCACAGAUUGAGCACCUCCUUCAGUCCGCUGAGGCUAUCCGUCGCGAUGGCAAGCCUCGUUGGAUGCAACUGACUGGUCUGAUCCACGACCUGGGCAAGCUGCUCUUCUUUUACAAUGCCCAGGGCCAGUGGGAUGUGGUUGGUGAUACCUUCCCCGUCGGCUGUGCCUUUGAUGACCGCAUCGUCUACGGUCGUGACUCCUUCAAGGAUAACGAAGACUUUGAACACAAGGUCUACGAUACAAAGUUCGGUAUCUACAGCCCGGGCUGUGGUCUCGAUAAGGUCAUGCUCUCAUGGGGUCACGAUGAGUACCUCUACCACAUCGCCAAAGAGCAGUCUACUUUGCCCGAUGAGGCUCUUGCCAUGAUUCGUUAUCACUCUUUCUACCCCUGGCACAGCGCUGGGGCCUAUCACGAGUUGAUGGAUGAUCAUGAUAAGGAGAUGUUGCGUGCUGUCAAGGCUUUCAACCCUUAUGACUUGUACAGCAAGAGCGAUGGCAUCCCCAGUGCCGAGGAGUUGAAGCCUUACUAUAUGGAGCUCAUUAAUGAGUACUUCCCCAACAAGGUGGUUCGUUGGUAA
Molecule: messenger RNA, 972 nt
Organism: Penicillium verhagenii
Lineage: Eukaryota; Fungi; Ascomycota; Eurotiomycetes; Eurotiales; Aspergillaceae
Product: inositol oxygenase
Exons: 1
Coding region: 1-972 (323 amino acids)
Biological process (GO): inositol catabolic process
Cellular component (GO): cytoplasm
Molecular function (GO): iron ion binding; inositol oxygenase activity
Source: RefSeq, a predicted model, not a curated record